AUGCUGUCGAUGGACCGCAGGAAUUUCCAUGCGUGGGGGUACAGGCGGCAUGUUGUCAGCCAGCUGGAGAGCAGGGAACUGGGCGGGGAUUCGUUGGUGGAGAGCGAGUUUGCGUAUACUGACCGGAUGAUCCGGGCUGAUUUGAGUAAUUUCUCGGCUUGGCAUAGCAGGAGCACGCUGAUUCCGAGGCUGUUGGAUGAGAGGGGGGCGGGGGAGGAGGAGAGGAGGGCUUUUUUGGAUGCCGAAUUGACCCAAAUCCGAGAAGCGCUCAAUGUCGGCCCCGACGAUCAGUCACUGUGGUAUUAUCACCAGUUCCUUGUCGACAACCUCGUCAGUCCAGUUAGGCGUCCCACCAUUGUCCCGACCUUGACGGUAGAUCAGAGGGUGGACUACCUCUUGAAAGAAAUCACGGAAAUCAAGGAUCUGCUAGAGGAUUAUGAGGAUGUGAAGCUGAUCCAUGAGGCGUUGUUGGAAUACACGCUGGGGUUGUGUCAGCUGGAGAAGAGGAAACCUCUUGAGCAUGAGAGGCAGGAUCUGAUAUCUUGGGUGAAGAAGUUGAAGGAGUUGGAUCCGAUGAGGAUGGGGAGGUGGGUCGAUUUGGAGAGGGAUUAUGGGUUGACUGAGUUGCUUCCUGGCGGGGGGGGUGGGUGGUUAUGA
Molecule: messenger RNA, 657 nt
Organism: Podospora pseudopauciseta
Lineage: Eukaryota; Fungi; Ascomycota; Sordariomycetes; Sordariales; Podosporaceae
Product: Rab geranylgeranyltransferase
Exons: 2
Coding region: 1-657 (218 amino acids)
Biological process (GO): protein geranylgeranylation
Cellular component (GO): cytoplasm; Rab-protein geranylgeranyltransferase complex
Molecular function (GO): Rab geranylgeranyltransferase activity
Source: RefSeq, a predicted model, not a curated record